This is a messenger RNA of Mollisia scopiformis, 1323 nucleotides long. Its product is annotated as acetyl-CoA synthetase-like protein. Gene Ontology annotation, molecular function: medium-chain fatty acid-CoA ligase activity. The record is from RefSeq and is a predicted model, not a curated record. The coding region runs from base 1 to 1323 and encodes 440 amino acids. The transcript has 3 exons. NCBI's taxonomy places the organism in Eukaryota, Fungi, Ascomycota, Leotiomycetes, Helotiales, Mollisiaceae. Gene Ontology annotation, biological process: fatty acid metabolic process.
AUGACCUCUCUUUUCACCGCUCUUCCCCAUGAUGCUGACACAGCUGCCCUCAUCAUUCCUUCACCCCAGUUUUCUGCUACUCUGUCCCAUGGAGACUUGUCCCGACUUUCACUCAAGUUUCAACAAAAGCUUGCCAAUACCGGCAUCUCCCCAAGACACACCGUCGCGCUCGCAUUACCCAACAGCGUUGAAUUCGCAGUUGUAUUCUUAGCAACCACCUUCCAACGAGCUAGUUCAGCACCUCUCAAUCCUGCUUAUACUCAGGAUGAAUUCGAAUUUUGCCUCCAAAGCUCCAACGUCCCUUUGAUCCUACUUCCAAAGGGCGCUGUAGCAGAGAAUGGCGAAGCAGUUCGUGCAGCAACCAGAUGUGGAACAGCUAUGGGAGAGGUUUACUAUGAUGGCUCAGAGGUGAACUUGGCGAUCAUGGAUUUCGGAAAGACAAAGAAGAGAGUCGGUGUCGAGGUUGAGACGCCUUCGGAGAGUGAUGUAGCAGUCAUUCUCCACACACGAGAAAGCACCGGACAACUGGAAGCUAUCCCAUUGACACACCAGGUCAUUUGCUCGACCAUCACCCAAGAGAUCGCAACUUACAACCUCGCGCCCACCGACCGAUGUCUCGCCAUAAUGCCCCUGUACCACAUUCACGGUCUCCUCGCCUGUUUUCUGGCUCCGCUCUGUGCAUCCUCAUCUCUAAUCCUGCCUUCUCGCUUCUCUGCCCAAGACUUCUGGUCCAAUUUCACCACAUAUUCGGCAACAUGGUACACAGCAAUUCCGCCUAUUCACCAAGCAAUCCUCCGAUCUCUGCCGAACAAGCUGCCCAAGAUUCGCUUCGUGCGAAGCUGCUCAAGCUCACUCCAACCGAAUGUUUUGAAGCGAAUGGAGCUUGUGCUUAAUGCUCCUAUCUUGGAAGGAAAUGCAAUGAGCGACCUAAGUCACGAUGCUGCUUCUGCACCAACUACAUCACCUAUCUCGCCAACGCAGAAGCCAGGCUGUGUAGGAAAAGCUCAAGGUCUCGAAAUGCAAAUCUUGGAUUCCAAUGAUCGUCCACUACCUCGAGGACAAACUGGACAAGUGUGUGUUCUGGGAGCUAGCAUCGUACCCGGGUAUACAGCCAUCAGCAAUCUUCCUGGCGUUACGAAAUCGGGCUAUUUCAAGACUGGAGAUACUGGGUAUAUCGAUGAAGAAGGCUAUCUCUUCCUUGUUUCUACGAAUAAGAAGAGGAUGAGCGUGGUUGCUAAUGAGAAGACCUCUGAAAAAGUUUGGGACAUUGAGAUGGAGUUUGGUGUUUUACAUAUACCCAAGUUGUAUUGUAUUAUCAUAUAG